Messenger RNA from Cryphonectria parasitica EP155, 1566 nucleotides. RefSeq lists its product as uncharacterized. Gene Ontology annotation, biological process: carbohydrate metabolic process. The record is from RefSeq and is a predicted model, not a curated record. The transcript has 3 exons. Lineage: Eukaryota; Fungi; Ascomycota; Sordariomycetes; Diaporthales; Cryphonectriaceae. The coding region runs from base 1 to 1566 and encodes 521 amino acids.
AUGUUGUGCGCCAGGGCUCUGUUGCACGUCGCCCUGCUUUCCGGGGCGGCUCUGGCACAAUGUCUAGACUACACAGACUAUUCAGAAGAGCGUCACCCUCCCUACACCAAUGGCACCUUCCAGCUUUCCUAUAUGCGGCCUGACCCAGCAUGCCGUACCUUCAACUCGUCCGAUGUCGAGGCCAUCAUUGUCGAGAUGCAGAGUGUCAUCACCGACCCCGACCUGUACCGACUCUUCCAGAACGCCUAUCCGAAUACCCUGGACACCGCCAUCAAGUGGAAGGGAUACGCCGCGAAUAACUCGGACGAGGAACUCACCUUUGUGAUCACUGGAGACAUCAACGCCAUGUGGCUUCGGGACUCAGCAAACCAGAUGCAAUCCUACCUUCCAGUACUGAAAGCGAAUUCUUCCGCAGACAGUAUUGCCUCUCUGUACCGAGGCGUGAUCAAUCUCCACACCCGCUACAUCCUGACAGAUCCAUACUGCAACUCUUUCCAGCCCCCUGUCGAGUCAAACCUCUCGGCCUCGGUCAACAGUGCCGCGACAGACGACGUCGUCAAGCCAACCUACAGCAACACGAGCGUCUUCGAGUGCAAGUACGAGCUCGACAGCCUGGCAGCGUUUCUUGAGGUGUCCACAAACUACUACAACGCGACCCAGGACCUGGACUUCUUUGGCAAGUUUCAGUGGAUCGCAGCCGUGCAGGAGGUGCUGAACACGGCCAACGCCAUGAUGACGCCGACGUAUGGGGCCAACGGCGCAGUCCUCGACUCCCCAUACACGUUUGAGCGCACAACGGACCGCGCAAGCGAGACCCUGGAGAACAACGGUCUCGGCAGCCCCGUAGCCAAUGGGACAGGCCUCGUGCGCUCGGCCUUCCGCCCGAGCGAUGAUUCUACCAUCUUCCAGCUGUUCAUUCCGGCCAAUAUGAUGUUCUCGCGGUAUCUGGCCUCUGCGGCCCAGAUCAUGGCAGCUCUUGGCGAUGCUGCCCCGUCCGGGCUGGCUGAUGAGAUGACAGCCCUGUCGGACUCGAUACGAGCCGCCGUUCAGAGAUAUGGCAUCAUCACGAGCCCCGUCACGGGCACGCAGGUCUAUGCGUACGAAGUCGAUGGGUUUGGGAGUGUUGUGAUGAUGGAUGACGCCAACAUCCCUUCUCUGCUGUCGGCUCCUUUUUUCGGGUUCCUGGAUGUGGACGAUGAGGUCUACCAGAACACCAGGGCUAUCGUCUUGGACCAGACGGGCACCAACGGGAACCCGUAUUUCAUGCGCGGGCCGGUCAUCAAUGCUGUUGGUGGACCGCACGAUGGUCCAGGUUUUGCCUGGCCGAUGGCUAGCAUCAUGAGGAUCUACACGAGCAAUGACGAAGCCGAAAUCACGGAAGCGCUGGGGGAAAUCGUGAGCAGUACUGAUGGGCUAGGCUUGAUACAUGAGAGCAUCAACACCUUUAACCAGAGUGACUGGACCAGGCAGUGGUUUUCUUGGGCAAAUGGAUUAUUUGGACAGAUGAUUUUGAAUCUCAAUGACACCAAGCCGGAGAUCCUUAAGCAGAGUUACCAAUCGUUCUGA